AUGUCCACCUCAGCUGGUCCAGCCAGCAUGUCAAAAGCCGUGGAUGAUGAAAUGGGGAUGGACUACGAUCUUGACGGUAGUUUCCCUCCCCUCGGCCCAGAAGCUUUCGAACAGAUUAAGGAGCUAUACAAGCUGAACAUGUAUCGCGGAAGAUAUGAGACUUGGGCUUUCAGAGACAUCAAGUUCUUGGUCUACGACGACUCAGACGAAGUUCAACAGCCACAGGAAUCGCUCAGUACCUCGAUCGGUAACCCAGAAACUUACGACAGCGACGAUGAAGACAGCAAACUAAAAUGUGCGAUGAAGCUGUCUCUGGAAGACGCUGGGACGGGCCACGAGCAGCUUGAUACAGAACCCACCCUCCUCUCCGACAGCAGGCGGGCCUUGAAACGGCCAGCAACAGAAGCAGGCCCAUCGAAGGCUGCAAAGCAAAGGUACCUCGGUCAACAGCCCGAGAACAGUGAUGGAAAACAGGCUCCGUGCGAGAGUUCCCUCACGACCAAAAACCACGCAAACUACGACUCUUGA
Messenger RNA from Colletotrichum fioriniae, 528 nucleotides. The record is from RefSeq and is a predicted model, not a curated record. NCBI's taxonomy places the organism in Eukaryota, Fungi, Ascomycota, Sordariomycetes, Glomerellales, Glomerellaceae.